AUGCGUAGACCCAAAAAGAUCGUCAAAGAUGUGGAUAUCUUGAAGCAUGAGGAUAUGAUUAGUAAACCAUCAUCUAUUCAUUCAUUAUCAUCAAAUGAAAACAAAAAUUACAUCAAUUCUCGGAUUUAUAAAAGAUUAAGAACACUUCAUUUUAAUAAUAAAAACGACAACAACACCAAUAAUAAUAAGCAUGUAAUUACCACAAAAAAACAUACUAGUGAUGAUUACAUAAAUAUUUUCGAUGAUACCUACAAAAACAAUGAUGAAACUGAUGAAUAUGAUUACCCUACUACCACUGCGGAAGACAAUCAAACUGACGAAAGUGAUGGUGUUCCCUAUGUAAAAACAGAAGAGAAGCCAAUGGAAAGAGUAAAAAGAAGCAUUGUUGAAGAACACCGUCCCAAAAGUAAACAUUCCAAGAUUGCAAAAAAAACAGAUACAAUUCUUACAUAUCACAAUUCUAGUAGCAAUAAUCCUAAUGAUCCAAGAUUGAUUUCGUCUUCAUUAUUAGUGGCUGAAAGAUCAUCGCAUAAUAACAACGCUAACCGCACAAAAAAUAAUAUGGGGAAUUCUCCUUUAAAACAGAGAAUUACUUCUAAUUUUAAACCAAGUUUGUUUCCAGAUAAUUUCAAAAUAAGUAAAGUUUAUGAAACCGGUGGUGGCACUGCCACUAACAGUAGCUCUGGUAUUGCCAAUACCAUAACAUUUUUAGACGGGUUUGAGGGGUUUAUAGAUCAGUCAAGAUUAACUUUUGUACAAAAAUCAAGAUUACCCAUUAGCAACAACACAAUGAGUAAGGCGCCACAUAUAACAAGAGACGAUUUCAAUAAAUUAUUUCCAGUGUUGUAUAAUAAUACUGUUAUAAAUCAAAAUUCUAGUUCAUUGCAUUUUGGAAACUCCAAUGAUAAGAUUUUGUAUUCCAAAUUAUUACCGCAAUAUUUAUUCGAAUUAAAACAAAACUUUGUUAUACUGUUUUAUGGUGCUGGUUCUAAGAGAGAAAUUGUUAACCAAAUGUGUACCACCUAUUUAAGUCAUAAACUUGGGGCUUUCCCUGUACGAGAUACUAGUGAUGCAAGUAAUGUUAAUAAUCUUGAUAUACAAGCCAGUGAUAAUGGUAGUCCUAAAGGAGAAAAAAGUAAAAAUAUCAAAACUCCUACCUCGUACCCCGUUCCAACUAUGGUUAUAAAUGGAUAUAACCCCAGUGUUAACUAUAGAGAUGUCUUUAAGAGUAUAUUACCAUAUAUUAUACCGGACAAAGGGUUCAAAUUUGAGGAGAAAAACAACACAAACUCUAGCAACUCAGAUGAUAGUCAAAAUAAAGAAGGAAAAUAUUGGGGUGACCAGGUGUAUUUUAAAAUUAAAAAAUUAAUAGAAUACUACGAAAAUAAUGAUACUGCUACAUUUAGAGUAAAAAGACUAUUAAUAGUAGUUCAUAGUUUUGAUGGAUUGGGUGGUUUCAGAGACAAAUUACAAAAUAUGAUCUGUCUAUUGGCGCAACUUAAAUGUAUUUCACUAAUAUGCACUGUAGAUCAUGUUUAUUCCCAUAUGUUGUGGGAUCAUAACAAAACCGAUCAGUUGAAUUUUGUUUAUCAUGAUUUAACUACUUAUUCACCUUACACUGUGGAACUAUCAUUUGGGGUUAAGGAUGUUUUUAACGAAAUAUUUCAAUCUAAUAAUGAUGUUGAGGACUCUGGUGGCAACCCAACAAGCAUUACCGGUAUAAAAUACGUGUUGGAUUCCUUAACUCUAAAUUCUAAGAAACUAUUUAAAUUGUUGUUAGAAACACAACUGAAUAAAAUGUUAAACUCUGGCGAUAGUAAAAGAUAUAGAACAUAUAGAGUCGACUUUAAACAGUUCAGUGAUAUGUGUAGAAGUGAAUUUAUUGCUAGUAAUGAGAUGUCACUAAGAACAAUGUUGAGGGAAUAUAUUGACCAUAAUAUGAUUAAACUAACCAAGAAUAAAAGGAACAACUCUGAAGUGUUAGAGAUUCCAUUCGGUACGGCCCAAUUGCAAACGAUUUUAAACGAUUUGUUGCGAGACUUAUAA
Messenger RNA from Saccharomycodes ludwigii, 2046 nucleotides. It is a transcript of the gene ORC2, whose product is annotated as origin recognition complex subunit 2. The record is from RefSeq and is a predicted model, not a curated record. Gene Ontology annotation, cellular component: nuclear origin of replication recognition complex; nucleus. Gene Ontology annotation, molecular function: DNA replication origin binding. Lineage: Eukaryota; Fungi; Ascomycota; Saccharomycetes; Saccharomycodales; Saccharomycodaceae. Gene Ontology annotation, biological process: DNA replication. Bases 1 to 2046 code for a protein of 681 amino acids. The transcript has a single exon.